UUCUGUCUCUCCAGUAAUAGUGCUUGCAAAAAAAAGGAGUUUUAAAGCUUUUGCUUUUUUGGAUUGUGUGAAUGCUUCAUUCGCCUCACAAACAACCACAGAACCACAAGUGCGGUGCAAACUUUCUCCAGGAGGACAGCAAGAAGUCUCUGGUUUUUAAAUGGUUAAUCUCCGCAGGUCACUACCAGCCACCGAGACCAACAGAGUCAUUUAAGGCUGCAAGCAGAAUUUACAACAGAGGGUACAAGUUCUGUCUGAAAAAAAAAGGAGGGACUAUGGCAUCAAACAGCCUCUUCAGCACAGUGACACCAUGUCAGCAAAACUUCUUUUGGGAUCCGAGCACCAGCCGGCGCUAGCCUCCCUCCAGCAGCCUGCAGCCCGGCAAGAUGAGCGACGUGAGCCCGGUGGUGGCUGCGCAACAGCAGCAGCAGCAGCAGCAGCAGCAACAGCAACAGCAGCAGCAGCAGCAACAGCAGCGAGCGGCGGCGGCGGCGGCGGCGGCGGCGGCAGCGGCGGCCGCCGUGCCCCGGUUGCGGCCGCCGCACGACAACCGCACCAUGGUGGAGAUCAUCGCUGACCACCCGGCCGAGCUCGUCCGCACCGACAGCCCCAACUUCCUGUGCUCUGUGCUGCCCUCGCACUGGCGAUGCAACAAGACCCUGCCCGUGGCCUUCAAGGUGGUGGCUCUGGGAGAGGUACCAGAUGGAACUGUGGUUACCGUCAUGGCGGGCAACGACGAAAAUUAUUCUGCCGAGCUCCGAAAUGCCUCUGCUGUUAUGAAAAACCAAGUAGCGAGGUUCAACGAUCUGAGAUUUGUGGGCCGGAGUGGAAGAGGCAAGAGUUUCACCUUGACCAUAACUGUCUUCACAAACCCUCCCCAAGUAGCCACCUAUCACAGAGCUAUUAAAGUUACAGUGGAUGGACCCCGGGAACCCAGAAGGCACAGACAGAAGCUUGAUGACUCUAAACCUAGUUUGUUCUCUGACCGCCUCAGUGAUUUAGGGCGCAUUCCUCAUCCCAGUAUGAGAGUAGGUGUCCCGCCUCAGAACCCACGGCCCUCCCUGAACUCUGCACCAAGUCCUUUUAAUCCACAAGGACAGAGUCAGAUUACAGACCCCAGGCAGGCCCAGUCUUCCCCGCCGUGGUCCUAUGACCAGUCUUACCCCUCCUACCUGAGCCAGAUGACGUCCCCAUCCAUACACUCCACCACCCCGCUGUCUUCCACACGGGGCACGGGGCUUCCUGCCAUCACCGACGUGCCCAGGCGCAUUUCAGAUGAUGACACUGCCACUUCUGACUUCUGCCUCUGGCCUUCCACUCUCAGUAAGAAGAGCCAGGCAGGUGCUUCAGAACUGGGCCCUUUUUCAGACCCCAGGCAGUUCCCAAGCAUUUCAUCCCUCACUGAGAGCCGGUUCUCCAACCCACGAAUGCACUAUCCAGCCACCUUUACUUACACCCCGCCAGUCACCUCAGGCAUGUCCCUCGGUAUGUCCGCCACCACCCACUACCACACCUACCUGCCACCACCCUACCCCGGCUCUUCCCAAAGCCAGAGUGGACCCUUCCAGACCAGCAGCACUCCAUAUCUCUACUAUGGCACUUCGUCAGGAUCCUAUCAGUUCCCCAUGGUGCCGGGGGGAGAUCGGUCUCCUUCCAGAAUGCUUCCGCCAUGCACCACCACCUCGAAUGGCAGCACGCUAUUAAACCCAAAUUUGCCCACCCAGAAUGAUGGUGUUGACGCUGAUGGAAGCCACAGCAGUUCCCCAACUGUUUUGAAUUCUAGUGGCAGAAUGGAUGAAUCUGUUUGGCGGCCAUAUUGAAAUUCCUCAGCAGUGGCCCAGCGGUGUCUGGGAGCCGCAUCCCAAAUGUAUCGAUAUAUACAUAUAUAGAGAGAGCGCAUAUAUAUGUAUAUCAAUUAGCUAUCUACAAAGUGCCUAUUUUUUAGAAGAUUUUUCAUUCACCCACUCAGUCAUGAUCUUGCAACCAUGAGAGGGUAGACACUGAGAAGCAGAAGGCCCAAGAGAGACAAUCGUAUUCAGGUUUCAGAUGGUUUUCUAUGUAAGACGUACUUUCACAAAGGAAAAAGGUAUUUUUGUUGUGUUGUCGUUUGGCCUGUUAUCGUAAAUAACCCGUUCCUAUGCCAAUUCAGAGAGGUGGACUCCAGGUUCAGGAGGAAGAAGAGCAAAGCCGCUUCUUCUCUGUGCUUUGAAACCGCACACCCUCACGGUUGCAGCUGUGUAUGGACCAGUGCCCUCUGCAGACCAGCUUACAAAGCCAGUCGAGGUGCACGCAGAGGGCAAAGAGGUAGAAUGGACGCUUCCCGCAUAGUGCGAUCCAUUCAGAGUAACUGUUCCAAACUGCUCUCAGACUUGCCGCAAGUUCUCGUACGAUCUGUUUGGUUCAGUUUUGUUGUUGUUGUUGUUGUUGUUGUUGUUGUUGUUGUGUUCCUACUUUUAAGAAAGUGACUCCAAAAAUACUGAUCAGGAUAGAUGAUUUUAUUUUACUUUUUUGUACUUUUUUUGUUUCCUUUUCCCAUUUAACCAAAAAGAAAUCCCAUCCUUCGAUCCUUACCCUCCUUCUCCUUUUUCCUUUUAUGCAAAACUGAAAAUGGCAAUACCUUAUUAUAGCCAUAAUGGUAUAGAUAGUGUUUGUGUUUGGCUGUGUGUUGUUUUCUUUUUUUUUUUUUAAAUUAUGAAUAUGUGUAAAAUCUGAGGUAACUUGCUAACGUGAAUGGUCAUAUAACUUUAAAGAUAUAUUUAUAAUUAUUUAAUGACAUUUGGACCCUUGAAACAUUUCUUAGUGUACUGAUGUGUUGACUUCGGUCUCUAAAAGUGCUCUUUAUUAAAUAACAAAUUUCUUCAGUGGGCUAGAGCCAUAUCUGAAAUAUUGCUAAGCAGUUUCAGUUCAGGCACAAUGUGAUUUUCAAAAAUACGUCCAUCUCCAAAUAUUUUAGAUGUAGCUUGUUUUUGUGACGUAUGAAGGAAAUGUUAUGUCUCGUUCUUUCAGAUCUUUGAUCGCCUCUAACACAGCUUUGCCUUUUAAAGCAAUAAUUGGGGAUUUAAAAACCAACUCUUAGCCCUUUAUCUCUUAUUGUUGCCCUUUAUUAGCAUGAAAUGCUGGAGUGAUGUGGGUUCCUAAUUUCUUUCAAAUAACAAUGACUCUUGUCAUACUAAAAAGACAAGCACAAGUGAAUCAUGGAACUGCAGAAAAACGUUCUGCCGUUUCAUAGUUAAAGCAAAACUCUAAAUCGCCAGGCUUCACAGGGAAGACGUAGCAGGCGGCCGCACUUGUGGCUGAAGGGUCCAUCAGGAUGCACUUGAUGUACAGGAAAAGCCAAAUUGUCCCGGGGAUUCUUAACCCACUGGCCUUGCCAAACAGAAAGUCAGGAGAACCCAGGCCUGCCCUCCCCGAGGCCCCGCCGGCAGCUCUCCACGGACUCUGCCCUUAAAGGAGCAGAUUCAGUCAUUGUCUUAUGGGGGAGCGGGUCAUCUGAAGUAGCAGGCAAGUUCCAGCAGGUAGCUGACCUGAGAGAACACCUGGCCUGUGGGGAGCCAUAGCCAACCCUUCUGCGUCAAGGGAAGGCAAGGUCAUGUGGAGUUUGGGAUCUUACUACUGUGUAUGAAUCUGAGCGGAAGCCCUCCUGUAAGAUGCACUUUGACCGCUCCUGGCAGAUUCUCAAGCGGGAAUCCUUAAUCCAAGCCAGGGUCAUUCGACGACACCACCGGGCAAAUCCCUGCCUGGGCUCCCACAGGUCCGGGCCCCUUCCUUUCAAUUCGGUGCCCCUCUGAACAGAACUUCGUAGAGAUUUGCCUCCAGCGCCUAGAGACCCCUGCUCUGUCGUCCUGCCGCAAGCCCGCUUCGCUGGCCGCCAGGCCUCGCAGGGCAGCGUGGGGGGCCCCGUGCUUCUCGCUGGGCGCCUCCCUUGCAAUCGCCCCGACUCCUCCCAACCAAAACCGAGGGCAAAACAAAACAAAGCAAAACGAAACUGGUUGCCUUCUAAAGGUUGUAUACCAAGUAUGCUUAGAUAAAUAAGCCACUUUUCUCUUAACUAAGAUGGCAGUAGUAGCUGAUACUAUUUAUUGUUUGUGUGUGGUAGCUUGAAGCACGACACUGUCCAUUUAUUUGUAAGUGUAAAAUAUGUGUGUGUGUUUCAGCAGCACUUAAAAAAGCCAGUGUCUGGUUACACAUUUCAAUUUUAAUUAAUUGACCUAAAAAUGUUACCGCCGGUGCCAGCUGUACCCUAUUUAAUAAUAAAAAAAAAAGGUACUAUAUUUGUACAUUAUUUUUUAAUGUUAAAAGGGCUUUUUUAAGUUUACAGUACACAUACUAAGUGACUUUAGGGAUGCUUUUGUGUUGAAAUGUUAUUAGAGUGGCUGCAGGCAGCAACCCAGAAACACUUUAAAAGUUUUUUUUUUGUUUUUUUUUCCUUGGGAAAAAUUCAAGCACUUGUCCCCUCCCUCCAACCACUCCAAAGGGGUAAGUCACAUUUCUUAGAUCAAAUUCUGCCCUUUGUCAAAGCCUGGGGGUUAAAUUUUCCUUUUUCGUUUCCUUUUUUUUUUUUUUUUUUUUUUUUUUUUUAAACUGAACCCUUAAUUUGCACUGGGUCAUGUGUAUGAUCUGUGAUUUGAAGACCAAAGCAAAGCCUUACUACUGCUCCUACCGUGAAGCCAUGUAGUAGCCAACGCUCUGUAUUUCCUUCAGGUUAAAGGAGCAUGGUUCUUUGUAGCGCCAACGUUGCUGGAGUUUACAGCGUGGCCAACACAGACACGUUGAUCUGUUUGAGUUGUCUCACAAAUUGUAACCUCUGCCAGGGCCCCCGCACAAGUACCACAGCGUUGGUUUUGGAUGAGGGAAGUGACCUCCAGCCUGGAACCGGGAGAGACGCAACAGAUGAGCUGUGGGUUACUCUGUAGACAGUGUCGCCCCACCGGGGCCUUUUAAAAGGAAGCUGAGAAAUCCACACCGUCAGGGACCAUCCGUUGCAAACUCAGAGGGGACGAGAUGUGUGUGCUGGCUUAGAGUUCCCUCCAUUCCCAGGAAAGGAACGGACUCAGAGUCUAGGUUAAUGCAUGGAAACACAGAGCAUGAGCGAGAACAGGAGUUAUUUCUAGGAUAUUCGAAAGAACAAUAACCAAUAAAAUAAAAGCGACUCUUCCAAACCUUGAAUUUGUUGUUCUUAAAAAAGGAAUGCAUUUAAAAAAUAUUUUCUGUGUGAGAAUUUUUUAGAUGUUUGUUUACUUCAUGUUUACAAAUAACUGUUUGCUUUUGAUGCAGUACUUUGAAAUAUAUCAGCCAAAACCAUAAGUUACAGUAAUUUCUUAGGUAUUCUGAAUAAAAUUCCAUUUUUUCUUUUUGGAUAUGCUUUACCGUUCUUAGAUUUCUGUGGAACAAAAAUGUUUGUAGCAUUUUGUGUAAAUACAAGCUUCUCAUUUUUAUUUUUUUCCAAUUGCUGUUGCCCAAGAUCUGCUUUCCCUGCACAUAUUGUACAAAUUCUGGUUUGUCCCACAGGCCAUGAUUGUGGAUGAGUUUACUUUCAACUUCAAAGGGACUAUUUGUAUUGUAUGUUGCAACUGUAAAUGGAAUUAUUUGGCAUUUUUUUCUCAUGAUUGUAAUAUUAAUUUGAAGUUUGAAUUUAAUUUUCAAUAAAAUGGCUUUUUUGGUUUUGU
Messenger RNA from Neofelis nebulosa (Clouded leopard), 5666 nucleotides. It is a transcript of the gene RUNX2, whose product is annotated as RUNX family transcription factor 2. Lineage: Eukaryota; Metazoa; Chordata; Mammalia; Carnivora; Felidae. Gene Ontology annotation, biological process: neuron differentiation; hemopoiesis; regulation of transcription by RNA polymerase II. Gene Ontology annotation, cellular component: nucleus. Gene Ontology annotation, molecular function: ATP binding; DNA-binding transcription factor activity, RNA polymerase II-specific; RNA polymerase II cis-regulatory region sequence-specific DNA binding. The record is from RefSeq and is a predicted model, not a curated record.